Molecule: messenger RNA, 2908 nt
Organism: Paramecium sonneborni
Lineage: Eukaryota; Ciliophora; Oligohymenophorea; Peniculida; Parameciidae
Source: the annotation of a GenBank genome assembly
AUGAAACAACUACUCAAAUUAUUUGCAAUGAACAUUAUAUUGAUAGCCAAUAUUAUCUAAAGUUUAUGGUGGAUGUUAUUAGCAUUAUAUUUCAUUAAACCAAUAAAUUACUUUGUAUUUUACUUACAAAUUGGGUGUGUCACAAUGAGGGUUUUAUAGUAAAUAUUAAUCACUAAAAAUUAUGGAUUGUUUUUAUUUGUGCAUUUAGUAUCUCUCUGUUAUUAUGUAUCAUAUAUAGAAUCCUUAUUGCUUAUGAAUAAUAAUUACUCAUUAGGCAUCUUCUCAAAUAGUUUAUUAAUUAUUGUUACAUAUAAUUCUUAUUUGAAAUUUGCAAUUUAAAAAUGGAGUUAGAUUUGUAAAUUAGGACUUCCUUUUUAUGUAAUUCUAAGACUCAUAUCAAUGAUAUUUAUUUCAUUCAGUUAUUAUUCAUUAGAGAGCUUAUUAAUUAUAAUAGUUGUUUUGGUUUAAUAUUUGUUAUAAACAGAAGAAUCAAUUUAAAGAAUUCAUGUUAAUGAUGAUAAUUGUUAAAAACUAAAAACUAAAUUAAAUGCUAAAAUCCCAGAAUUAUAAUUAAAAAGAAUAGAAGAAACAGAUUCACCAAAGCAUUAAUAAUAAUCUUUAUUAAAAUCUUUUAGUAGAGUCUCACUAAUCCAAACACCUUUAAAGAGUCAAAGCUUUUUAAUAAAUAAUCAAUAAAGUGAUUCAAAAAUGGGAUAGUUUUCUAAUUUAACAAAUCUGUCGAAAUCUUAAAAGAAUAAUAGGUAUUCUGAAAAAUCAGAUUUACAAUUACACAUAUUUUAUUAGAAUCUUAUUAAUAUAUUUCCUUAAGGAAUAUUGAUAUUAAACCAAUAUUAAUAAGUUAGUUAUAUGAAUAAUAAAUGUGAAAAACUAUUAGAAUGUUAAGGUGGGGAAUCAGUUUUAGAAAAAAUAAAGAUUUGUGUCAAUGAUGCAAAAAUGUCUGAUAAUGAAAAUGAAAUAUCUAAUUUGUUAUAAACUGCUAAAUCUAAUAAACAAAUAAAUUAAUAUACUCUUUAAAAAAUAGUUAGGAAACUUUAAAAUGAAAAAAGAAGAGUAGAUAUUUUAGAUAUACUUCUCUAUCCAUAAAAAUAUUUUGGAAUAUUAGACUAGAAAGCAGAACCAUUUUAUCAAGAGGAUUCAAAAACAGAUUUAUUAACAUUUUAAUAAUAAGCGUUUAUUUAUGAAUGGUUAAUGGAAUCUGAAUCAUAAAAAUAAAUUAAUCAAAAAAAAUUGAAAUUAAUAAUAAUUCCAACAUCAAUAACAGGUUAACAAUAAGAAUACAUAUCUCUUCCUUCAAUGAUUAAAUGUUCAAGUAAACUCAAUAUAUAAAUUAAUAAUGAUGCCGAAGUUCCAGUUUUACUUAUUAUGAUUAAAAAUAUCACUAGCAAACAUAAGUUUCAAUAAAUGAAGGAUGAAUAAAUUAUUCAUCAUAGUUUAAUCAAAUCCUUUUCACAUGAAUUAAGAACUCCAUUAAAUUCAUGUUAACAUAUGUUAAAUCUAAUAAAAUCUACAGUCUUAGAUAAUAAUGUUUAAGAAUAUAUAAACAUUGCUAAAUGUUCUAUUACAUUAUUGAUUCAUUAAAUUAAUGACAUUCUUGAUUAUGCAGCCAUUCAAUCUUUCUCAUUCUCUUAUCAUAUAACAAGAUUUACAAUAAAUUAAAUUACUCAAGAAAUUGAGAAUCUUUAUAAAAUAUAAAUGAAACAUAAAAAAAUUAAAUUUAUAAUCAAAACUUAAUAGUCUCUAAAGGAUUCUAUUAUUUGUAAUGAUAAAUAAAGAAUACUUUAAAUUUUGGUUAAUUUAUUAAAUAAUGCUGCUAAAUAUACAAAAGAAGGAGGAAAGGUUAAGUUAAGUAUUAAAUAGAAAAGUUUAUCAAAUCUUAAUAUCUAAGUAAAAGAUAAUGGAAUUGGAAUUGAAGAUGAUAAAUUAUCUUUAAUUAAAAAUAGUUUAAAUGGUAUUUUUGAAUUUGGAGCUAGAUUGAAAACACAUUAAGUUACUUAAAAAACAGGUUUAGGAUUAGAUAUUGCAGCUAAAUUAGUAGAAGGUUUAGUUGAAUCAAAUAAUAAUGAAUUAAUAAUAAGUUCUAUUAAAAAUUAGGGAACAAAAGUUUAAUUUUAAAUUUAAAAUUUUUUGACUGCAACUAAUGAUUAAUUUUAAUCUUCAAAUUUAGUAUCUUAAUUAACUGGAAGAUUUAAUUAAUCAGGUAUUUAAUACACAUUAAGUGAAAGAAAAUUUGAAGACAGAAUGCAAAUGAAAUAGAUUAAUUCAAAAUCAGAUUAAGAUAUAUAAUUUUAGGAAAAUUUUGUGUAUGAAUCAGAAUCAUCACUUAAUACACCUUAAUUAAAUGAUAUUGAGAGAUAACCUUAAAUUUCUUUACCUAUCAGUCCAGAUUAUUUCUCUCAUAAAUUUAUUUCAUCUUGUAAAAAUAUAUUACGAUUUGAUUCUAUUCUUAAAAGUAUUUAAUUAUGUGAUUAAUGUGUACAUGUUUUAAUUGUUGAUGAUAUUCCAUUUAAUUAAAUUGCACUUAAAUUGAUGCUCAAACAUUAUUAAAUUGAAGCUGAUCAAGCAUUUGAUGGAUUUUAAGCCAUAGAUAAAGUAAAGGCAAAAUUAGAAAAACAUUGUUUUACUUAUAAAUUAAUUUUUAUGGAUAUUGAAAUGCCUGGAAUUAAUGGCUUUUAAACUAGUAAAUAAGUAUAAUUUAUGUAAUAUUUAGAUUAAUGAAUUAACAUAAAGCCAAUCGACAAUAGUUAUAUGUUCAGCUUAUGAUACUUAAGAAAAUUUUAUUGAAGGAUAAAAAGUAGGUAUUUCCACAUUUCUUCCUAAACCUGUAAAAUAGGAUGAAUUAGAGGAAGUUUUGAAAACACUCUUUUAAAUUAAAAGGAAUUAUAAUUGA